AACGACUUGCUGAUGAAAGAAAAGGGGCGCAAGAGAGAUAGAGAGAGAUAGAUAUAAAUAAGAAAAACCAUCGUGAGAUCAGCGUAGCCAAGGUAUACAAGGGCUUUGUUGUCGUAUAUAGCGGUUACCGAAUGCUUCUAUUGCCAACGAAAAUCUAGGAUUUUCCUUCCGCGUCAUCUCAACGUCACGCUCAGACUCGAUAUAAAGAUUUAGCACAAUGGCUAAUGCACACAGUCCCACGCGUUUCAAUGGUGAUCCUGACAACUGGUUUGAUCCCAAUUACAGUCUCGACAUUAACAAAAAAAUGAGGGUGCCAAAGAGCAUCAGAGUCAAUGGAGGUUACAAUGAAGAUGAGCUUAAUGGGACAAAUGGUUCUUCUUGGAGUCUUGUCAAUCCAAAGGUUGAAAUGAAUGUUCCAGAUCGAAUCCUUGUUGUUGGUCAAGAACAACAUGUUGGUGCAAAAGCUCCUCCAAGAGAAAUCGCUAUAGAAAAUGAGGUCAUGCAUUCUGAACCUCCAAUUGUACGAUGCAUUACGCCGCCAAGAGUGCUAACUCUGGAUACUCACUAUUACCCUGCAGCUGAUGAUCUUAAUGUAACAAGCCCCCAAGAGUUAGAAGAAAUUGGUGUUAAAAUACGUAAUAAUUUGAACGAAUCUCAAGUUAUUCCUAGACAUGUCAGAGAAAACACUCCAGCGUACGGUGUUAUGGAUGUCUCUUUGCCACCUGGUGAAGAAUUUCAACAUUUGAAACGACAAAUGAACAAGCUCAAUCGACGAAUUAUGGCCCUUGAGUCAGAAGUCUCGCAACAAGGAUCAAAACUGAAAGUUAUGUACAUCACAGCUUCUCUGUAUUUUUUGGCGAGGAUGAUAUCUUGGUUUGGCAAGAAUUAAUUUGAAAGAUUUUUCCUUGUGACUUGACGGAUGAUUUUUCAUCAUUGAUGGUAUGUGAAUGAAUUGUGCCCUACUUUGCCCUUGAAACAAGCUCUCCAAGUACGACUACCAUAUACAAUCAAAAAAGUUACUAAGGAAUGUGAAUUGAAAAAUCGAGUAUGACACAAGCUUUCUCUUCUCAUCCUUGGAUCUUUUUUAUCUAUACUGAAUUUGUUGAUUUACAGAUGAAUUUAUACUCGACUGACGUAUCAUCGAGAGAAUAAUUUAUCUUAUAGUAAAUUAAGCGAAAGUAAUUUUUAAAAUGCAAAUUUUUUGAAAGUUUUGAAUUCUAUGAAACAGAGCAGAAUUUUAUAUAUAUAUAAAAAUUUAGAAAUGAAGCUUUAACGAUUUCAUUUUCCAUCGACGUCUAAAAUACCCUAUUUUUUUCCACUUAUAGUAGGAAUCAGAUGUAGUUACAUAUAACUACAAUGGUUAUUAAGAUUAGGUAGCAGCCAAAGUAUUGGAAUUUUUUUGUAAUGCCACUAUAAAGAACCUGGUCGACCAUAAAAGUGACCGUACUUGAUUUCAUUUUCGUUCUUUUCUGCUACCAUUACUUCAACAACUUGUUACUAGUUGUAUUUAAAAUAAUUGGUGUAAAAUUUUUAGUCUACAAAUCGAUUAGAUUUCAUUACACCUUGUACAGAAAUAUGUAUAGCAUUAACAAAAAGAAAAGAAGUUAAAAUACUAUAUCAAUCUUUGAUUAUUAUAAAAGAAAUUAUUGUACUCGUGUAUAGGCAAGACUGUAAGUUCUCGUAGCCUCGUCACAAACAUGCGAUGUUGUACAUUUACACAUAAUGACGCUAGUGAUUUAUUGUAAUGAUA
Molecule: messenger RNA, 1750 nt
Organism: Phymastichus coffea
Lineage: Eukaryota; Metazoa; Arthropoda; Insecta; Hymenoptera; Eulophidae
Gene: Tango11
Product: transport and Golgi organization protein 11
Exons: 5
Coding region: 218-889 (223 amino acids)
Source: RefSeq, a predicted model, not a curated record